This is a messenger RNA of Fopius arisanus, 1335 nucleotides long. It is a transcript of the gene RpL3, whose product is annotated as ribosomal protein L3. The coding region runs from base 42 to 1286 and encodes 414 amino acids. The record is from RefSeq and is a predicted model, not a curated record. Gene Ontology annotation, molecular function: RNA binding; structural constituent of ribosome. Gene Ontology annotation, cellular component: ribosome; cytosolic large ribosomal subunit. Lineage: Eukaryota; Metazoa; Arthropoda; Insecta; Hymenoptera; Braconidae. Gene Ontology annotation, biological process: translation. The transcript is spliced from 8 exons.
UCGGCUUGUUGAAUUCUUCCAUUUUCUCCGGGGAUCGCAUCAUGUCUCACCGAAAAUUCAGUGCUCCCCGUCACGGGUCCAUGGGGUUCUACCCCAAGAAGAGGUCGCAGCGUCAUCGUGGUAAGGUAAAGGCCUUCCCCAAGGAUGACCCAAGCAAACCAGUCCACCUGACUGCCUUCAUUGGGUACAAAGCUGGUAUGACCCAUGUUGUUCGUGAAGCAGAUCGUCCUGGUUCAAAGGUGAACAAGAAAGAAAUUGUGGAGGCAGUAACGAUCCUGGAGACUCCACCGAUGGUGGUGGUGGGUGUGGUUGGAUACAUCGAGACACCCCACGGUCUUCGUGCCCUCACGACUGUCUGGGCCGAGCACCUCUCCGAGGACUGUCGCAGGCGUUUCUACAAGAACUGGUACAAGAGCAAGAAGAAGGCUUUCACGAAGGCUUCGAAGAAGUGGCAGGACGAUCUUGGACGCAAGUCCAUUGAGAAGGAUUUCAAGAAGAUUGUUAAAUACUGCAAAGUCGUCAGAAUUAUUGCUCACACUCAGAUGAAGUUGUUGAGACAACGCCAGAAGAAGGCAAACAUCAUGGAAAUCCAAUUGAACGGUGGUACUAUCGAACAGAAAGUCCAGUGGGCACGUGAACACCUGGAGAAACCAGUCCCAAUCACCAAUGUCUUUGCUCCUGAUGAGAUGAUCGAUGUAAUCGGUGUCACCAAGGGAAAAGGAUACAAAGGUGUUACGUCACGUUGGCACACGAAGAAACUCCCGCGCAAGACUCACAAGGGUUUGAGAAAGGUUGCCUGUAUUGGUGCAUGGCAUCCAAGCAGAGUAUCCUUCACUGUGGCACGUGCUGGUCAAAAGGGUUAUCACCACCGUACCGAGAUGAACAAGAAGAUCUACAGAAUUGGUCAGGGAAUCCACACCAAGGAUGGAAAGGUAAUCAAAAACAACGCCUCAACUGAGUACGAUCUCACCGAGAAAUCCAUCACUCCAAUGGGAGGUUUCCCCCACUAUGGAGAGGUCAACAAUGACUUCAUCAUGAUCAAGGGAUGCUGCAUGGGCCCCAAGAAGCGGGUUAUCACCCUCCGCAAGUCUCUGCUCGUUCACACGAAACGUGCUGCCCUGGAGAAGAUCAACCUCAAGUUCAUCGACACCAGCUCGAAAUUCGGACACGGUCGCUUCCAGACGGCAGCCGACAAGGCCUCCUUCAUGGGACAACUCAAGAAAGACAGAGUUCGAGAGGAACAGGCUCAGGCAGCCUCAGCUGUACCAGCAGCUGCUGCUCAGUAAUUUUCUAUUUGUUGUAUUGAUAGACGAAUAGAGAAUUUCCAUAACGAAA